CUGAUCAGUCCUUGACAAUCUUGAGAUAUUUACAACAAACUGAAUUUAGAUCUCCAAGUAGCACGUAACCUCUCAAGAUGAGGGGCGACCUCCUGCGCCUGGCGCCCUCUCCUCAGACCAGCCUUAUCGUUGUUUCAACCGUGGUCACGACAGUUGCUCUACUGAGCCUCGCCCGGAAAACUUUGAAUCCCACACCACCAAAAAUCAUAGUUGGCCCCAGAAAUUCUCUUCUCCCCGACCUUUCCAAGGAAGAGCAAGAGUCACUUCCCUAUCCCCCAGAUAUCUUCCCAGGGGCAAGGGAUGUGGAAAGCCCGGUUCGUAUUUGACUAACAGCCCCAGAAAACAAUCCCAACAUUAAUACGAUAUGACUAGUAUGGAACAAUCAGAGUCUACGAAUGGGGGCCAGAAUCUGGACGAAAAGUGCUCCUUAUCCACGGAAUAUCAACUCCCUGUGUCUCCCUAGGUAGCAUCUCCCGUCUACUGGUGGAAAAGAAAAACUGUCGGGUCAUGCUACUUGAUCUUUGGGGAAGAGGGUACUCGGAUAGUCCUGAUUUACCAUAUGAUUCUCGAUUAUAUACCACGGAAAUCCUACUUGCUCUCACUUCUUCGCCUUUGGCAUGGACUCCGGAUGGAUUUAGCAUUAUCGGUUACUCCUUAGGAGGGGGCAUCGCGGCCGACUUUGCUGCUUACUUCCCAAAACUGGUGAAGGGGAUUGCCUUACUUGCACCGUCUGGUCUCUUGCGUCCACACCAUUUGGGAUGGUCCUCAAAGGUGAUGUUUAGUGGUCUCAUUCCGCAGAGAAUUCUGGAAAGUAGCAUUAGGAAGAGACUCACCAGCGGGCCGGCUGGUACGAAUACUGUGCAGAAGCUUCGUGGGGAGAAACCAACUGAGACUGUCGCCGCUGGCCCUGAGGAUGCUGUGGUGGCUGAAGCCACAACCGGAGCGAGUAGUCCUCAUUCCAACAGCGUUCCUUUAAAUGAAGACAAGCCGCAUUUGACGGUUGAGAGCGCAGUAAAGGUACGCAUUUUAACAUUUGUGUCGAGGGUCUUUCAAGACGCACGCAGAAAGAUGGGAACCUGAACCGAAUCACUGCUAACGACUUGGGAUACAACAGUGGCAAAUUCAACACAAUAAGGGCUUCAUUCGAAGCUUUGCGAGUUCCAUAAAAUACAGCAGUAUCAGUGGUCAUGCACAAACCUGGGAGCGACUUAGAAAUUUCGGAAGCCCCGUGGUCAUUCUGGCGGGCAGAACUGAUCCUAUAAUGUAAGUUGAUGUUCUCUAUAGCAGCUUCUGCAAUUUUGGAUUUGAGACGCAACCUGUUGUGCUAAUUGAAAAUAGUAUCCCAGCCGAAUUAGAAGAAGAUGCGAAGGCAGCGAUUGGCGAGGAGAACGUAGUGUGGCGAGUUCUAGAAGGCGGCCACGAAUUUCCCAUCACGCAACCGGAGAGGGUUGUUCAAGAGAUAUGGGGAGUCUGGGAGGCUUGAUUCGUAGUGACAAUGUUUACUGCAAUGGAUAAUCUCUAGAAUGUGACACCAUGAAAUAGUUGCGGUUACAUACAGCAAUAGAAAAUUAAGCGAGGAAAAUUCCAAGGUUGGUGCUUCUUAAAAUAGUAGCAUCUAGAUGUGGAUUCAUAUACCGUAUAACUUGGUCGGGUGCCCUAAGACUUAGUUCAGAUCCGUCAAUGAAUUUAGACUGCUCGUUAGCGCUUGUACUUAUCUUAGUUAUCUAGCUUGGAAAAAUGAUGAG
Messenger RNA from Hymenoscyphus albidus, 1745 nucleotides. NCBI's taxonomy places the organism in Eukaryota, Fungi, Ascomycota, Leotiomycetes, Helotiales, Helotiaceae. The record is from the annotation of a GenBank genome assembly.